This is a messenger RNA of Aegilops tauschii subsp. strangulata, 4700 nucleotides long. RefSeq lists its product as uncharacterized. NCBI's taxonomy places the organism in Eukaryota, Viridiplantae, Streptophyta, Magnoliopsida, Poales, Poaceae. The record is from RefSeq and is a predicted model, not a curated record. Gene Ontology annotation, biological process: protein transport.
UAAAAAAACAAAUUUAUGGUCCACUAGUCCUAACUGGAACACAGAUUCUGUUGUUAACAGGUUACAGGAACAUGUUGGAAUGUCGGUCUGUUGACCUACACUUUUUUUUGCGGGGAGUUGACCUACACUUAUUUGUUGAGAAUUAUCAGAACUGCCUGCCAGGUGCCCCGAGGAAGACAUAAUUCUCAGGAUAUAUAUACUUUGGAGAAAUUGCAUACCCUCCCGAGAAUAAGUUAUUUUGGAUAAUUCCAUUAUUAUUUUUCUUGAGUUGAUUUUUUCCAUUAUGUAGAAAUAUGUUUUUACAUAACUUAUAUGGUUUGUGGGACUGUGCACACAUGACUUUUGCAUAUGACCAAUAUUUGUGCAAGUUCAGAAGAAGACUCUCAUUCGAUACAACUUCGUUCUAAUUUCCUUUUGGACAACAACUAUAGCAUGCACCCGGACCUUUAAAAGAAAAACAUGGUUAUCUUUGUGGCACAACCAAACAUCAUCCAUUAUACAUUCAUGUAGAGUGCUACAGUCAUCAUCUUGACCUGAAUCUUGGGAUAAUUGUGCCGCCCAUGACUCCCCUAACUCAUCGUGGUGUACUCCGGAGCUAGCCCAUGGAGUGCAACCACCAAAACUAUAAUCGAGUGUGACAUCCAUCAAGGCCGCGACGGGAAUGGAGCAACCGUUCCAACCAUCUCCAAAGGUGAUGAGACUUGCCAACGGGGGUAUCAAAGCGAAACCUAAUAGAUGUCUAUAUAAAGGGAUUAUAUGAUGCACUAAAAUUUGCUCUAAGAAUAUAUUAUUUUAUAAGAAGUUUGCAAGUAAUAAUGCUCAGAUAUUAGAAGGACCGUCCAUAUCAUAGCUGUCUAUAUCUUUUGGUAAAGACUAGUCAUUUUUUGUCUAACAUGAGAUCCUUAUGCAACGUCUCUUCAUGUACAUACACCAUCACGUGCAUGGACCACAUGGAUGUGCCCUCCUCAACAUGUUGAUGCAAUCAUUAUCUUUUCGUUAUAUCAAAAUUAGUGUUUUCUAACUUCAUGGAAUGUUAUAUAUCCAUACAAUGUUCUUGUUUGGUUUUUGGCGAUACAAGAUGAGAGCAUGUACAUACACCAUGACACACAAGCACUUUGCGGACCUCCCCCCAUCCCCCCACCCUUCACUUUUUUUGAACACCCCCAACCCUUCAGCUAACAUUAACGAGAUGAUGUAAAUAUCAUUUUUAGACUAUUUCAAAAUUAAUGCUUUCUAACCAUUCUUUGUGGAACGUUAUAUCAUCAAGCAGCGUUUCCUUCUGUUUCUGCAAUUACAAAACGCAGACCCAUGCAUACACCUUCACACACAUGGCGCACGCAAAAUGCAGCCCCAUCAACAGGGGGUGCAAAUUUUAUUUUAUCCUUUAAAUCGUACUGAAUUAAUGAUUUCUAACCAUACCGCAGAAAGAACAAGCUAAAUUAAUAGAAAUAUUACUAAACUAGUUAGUACCAUGAAACGGAGCACAACGUCUCUUAAAAUCACACAUUUACAUAUUUCUUCACAAUGCUUGAAUUUUUUUUAACCUGAAAUUUAAUAGUAUAUGAAAAACAACAAGUGGCAUAUGACAGGAAACAAAAAAUCAAGCAAUACUUUGCAACGGGCCGAUGAUACUCUGCCAGGGGCUCCCAAAUUUCAAAACCCAGUUCGUUGUUACUUUUCGUUGGGGGCGAGCUUUAUCCCCUCAUGUUUGUUACGAUCCUCCGCCUCGCAUCCGAUCCCCGCCGUCGAUCCCCGAUCGCGCGGCCAACGACGGCCGAAAACCCCGGGCCGCCACCUGGCCGCCCCUCCCGCAAGGCUGACACACGCCUGCGACGCAACAGCCUUUUCUGCACCCAGUUUCCGUUCCUUCCCUUCUCCUGCCAUCUGCGCAGCCCACCACCGCCACCACCUCCACCUCCACCUCCCCCAAACCGCCUCCCUCUCGCCGCCUCGCGCAGUAGCUUCUCCCCUGCCCUCCCCUCCGCCGACCCCGUGCCUCGUGAUGCUUUGACGCCGCCGUCGGGAGCUCCGCCCGCUGGUCGAAGCGGAGGGAGGGAGGGAGGCGGCUCAGACGGGAGGGGAGGGAGCAGAGGAGGAGGAGGGCAGGGCCGGGAGAGCGGCGGCGGAGGAAGAUGUUCGACGGCCUCAUCAACUCCAAGUUCUACAACCGAUGCAAGCACGCCUUCAAAUGCAUCCGGACGCGGCUAGUCGUCAUACGGCGGAAGAAGCAGGCCAUGAUCGGCUUCCUCAAGAAGGACGUCGCCGACCUCCUCGCCAACGGCCUCGACAUCCAUGCCUUCGGACGGAUGGAUGCGCUGAUAAUGGAGAUGAACCAUGCUUCGUGCUACGACAUGAUUGAGCAAUAUUGCGAUUUCCUUGGAAAACAACUCAACAGCCUGCAGAAACAGAGGGAUUGCCCCCAGGAAGCCAUGGAGGCCGUGUCAACUCUAAUUUUUGCUACUGCUCGGUUCCCAGACUUGCCUGAACUGUGCGACUUAAGGCAUAUAUUCACAGAAAGAUAUGGUGGUUCUCUUGAACCUUUUGUUAGCCUGGAGUUUAUCCGGAAACUUGAGUCUGAAUUAUUUACAAAUGAGGAAAAGUUUCAAGUAAUGCAAAGUAUUGCUGAAGAAUCCUCAGUUGGUUUUGACAUGAGGGCAUUGGAAAUCAAGUUAUGGGCUGCACGGGAGUCUGAAGAUGAUCUUCUCGAAAAGGAUUCAAUGAAAAAGGAUGAACCGGCAGUGCCUUUGCCCAUCAAGCAGAAGGAGGAUGGUCGGUUAAAUGAUAAUACUGGAAGGAAGAAUUCUGAUAAAUCUCAUGGUAAGGAACAAUUGGAGAAAUCAGUUUCUCCUUUGGACUUGAAAAGAGAGAACACUCAAAAAGAUGAUAAUACCAGAAGGCGGCAUGCUGACAAAGCUGAUGGUAAGGAACAUUUGGAGAAAUCAGUAUCUCCUCUGCAAACGGAAAGAGAGGAAGCUCAAAAGCGAGUUCAGAAACUGAAGAAAAAAGAUGUCCGCCCUUCCGAGAAGGAACUGAUGGAAGCUGUGGAGCUAGAUAUCAAUGGCCUACCGAAACAAGGAUCUGGUUCGGUGAAAUUUCCUGAGACAGAAAGCAACAGAAUAGUUCCACCAAUUGUGAAGCCAAAAGAAACAAAGAAAGAACAUGGUGUCGAAAAAGAGAAUAACAGGGGGCUUGGCUAUCACCACCGAUCACCCAUACCUGGCCGUCCUGAUUAUACCAGAAUACAUGCAAACUUAGGGUGCAAAGCUCUUGGCCUGCAGAAUCAAGGACCUACUUCACCGAAUCCUUCAAGUGGUAAAACUACAAACAGGCCCCCUCCUACUUCCAAUCCGAAUGGAGCGAAGGGAAGGAAUUGUGAUGAAAAAGAAGAGGGCAACAGUUGCUUGCGUGACAGACCACAGCACUUGGAAGAUCUCGGACACACUGUGCAAAAUGGACAGCGAGCGCCACACGGGGUGGCUAAUGUGCAGCCUCCUUAUGUCAAACCUAAACUUGGCAUGCAGCCUGUGAACGAUGAUCCUGCAAAACCAAUUGACAGGAACUGCAAUAUGAGUGAAAGGACAGAUCGCUUGGCUGACAAAGGUGUGCUUCGGCCUCUUUCUGUCAGAAGGAGGCCAGCAGCACCUUCUUAUGAUGAGGCACCUAACGGUGAAAAGGCCACAAGCCAAAAGGCUAACUGUCACAGAACACAACCAAGUAAGCACAAGGGUGCUAACGAGGACUAUGACCGGAAGGGCAAUGGUGUUGGUAAUGGCAGGAAUGUUGAGAGAACUCCUAGUGGUCGACCAAGUCACCCAGGCAUGAGAAACGGAGUUCUGUAUGACGAUGACUACGAUGGACCCAUGCAGCGGCCUAAAGCAGGCGAAGAUGAGACUGACAUUGAUUUUGGUAAUAUGUUGCCUCGGACUGCAAAUGGCCAUCAUCGACUCAAUAGCAGGAACAUUGAUGCGCACGGCGGAGAUCCCGAUGAGGAGGAGAGGAUGAUGGACAAACUCCUGAUGCAUUAUAGCAAGAAAGGUUCAGGUACCGAUGAAACCCAAACAGCAACAGUAGAAACCAGCAGAACUGCAAACUAUCAUGGAGCCCAAACGCAAUGUCAGCAAAACGGUUCUUUGAACACUACAGGAAGAGCGGUCUCGCUACCGCAUGAAUCCAUCAGCCCGGGUGAAGCUGCCAAGGUUCCUGCUCGGUCCACCUCACUGAGGUCAGACUGUCCUGGGGUGGUGCGCGUGCACCCAAAGAUGCCGGACUUUGAGGAACUGGCUGCCCGCGUCAUGGCUCUGAGGAAUGCUUGAGGAGGAUGCACAAAAAUUGAAUAUAUUUGGCCUGUGUAUACUUUCAGAAUUGGAGGUUUCUGGCAGUUUCUUCGCCGUGAGUCAGAGCUCACACCCUUUCUGAAUUCUGAGACUGAAGAGAUGAUAUGUGCAUGUGUUUUCGCCUUCUUCUUUUUUCCAACAUUGGUGUAUUUUUCCAGCUUGAGGUUAUCACUGCUGGAGUGGUGUUUCUUGUCUAGAUUGGGCAUUGGUACAGGGACAACAGGAUACAGGUGAUAGGAUUUCGGUUUCGUUCUAUAGCAUAUUGGUUUUGAUGCAUACAGAUACACUUCAGACUGCAGUUCCAGAAAUUAAUUUCAUUUGCUCCACCAUGUACUAGUGCUUCAGAAAAUUUUGAUUAUGUGUAAA